AUGCAAGCACCACAGCCCACCACAUCCACCCCCGACUUCUCCUGGCCGCACUCCAAACCCUUCUGGAUAAUCCUCAUCACCGCCUCUUGCAUCCUUCUUCUCCGAAUCCUCUACAAGCUCUAUCAGAACCUGGAGUACAGACGGCGACUUCGCGGUCUACAGAACAUUGGACUAGAGGGGCGAGUGCAGACAGAACAAGGCACGGAUAUGCAAGCGGGAGGGGAAUAUAGUGUGCAAAGGCCGGCUAGAGCAGUAACGGUAAUGAGGAGGAUGAGUGGGGGGAGCGAGGUUUCUGUUUUACCGCUGUAUGAGCGGUUUGAGGAGGGAGGGAUAUGUGGGGGGGAUGUUAGGGUUGAGAAGAGGGGGAAGUAUGUGUAUGUUGUUGGAGAGGGGGGUAAGGGGUUUGAUGCGAGGGGGGUGGAGAUGAGGUAA
Bipolaris victoriae FI3 is the source of this 432-nucleotide messenger RNA. RefSeq lists its product as hypothetical. NCBI's taxonomy places the organism in Eukaryota, Fungi, Ascomycota, Dothideomycetes, Pleosporales, Pleosporaceae. The transcript has a single exon. The record is from RefSeq and is a predicted model, not a curated record. Bases 1 to 432 code for a protein of 143 amino acids.